Messenger RNA from Gambusia affinis (western mosquitofish), 4383 nucleotides. RefSeq names its product ER degradation-enhancing alpha-mannosidase-like protein 3. Gene Ontology annotation, molecular function: mannosyl-oligosaccharide 1,2-alpha-mannosidase activity; calcium ion binding. The record is from RefSeq and is a predicted model, not a curated record. Lineage: Eukaryota; Metazoa; Chordata; Actinopteri; Cyprinodontiformes; Poeciliidae. Gene Ontology annotation, cellular component: endoplasmic reticulum; membrane. Gene Ontology annotation, biological process: carbohydrate metabolic process; mannose trimming involved in glycoprotein ERAD pathway; endoplasmic reticulum mannose trimming.
AUGGACAUUAGGAGGAGACUUUGCAAACUAAAACCGUGUCUCUGUUUUGGAACCAAAUAUGUUUUAGUGAUCACCAGUCUUCUUAGCUGGGUGAAUUGUUUGGAGAAUCAGAGCAUGACACCAGAGGAGAAGACCAACAUCAGAAGCCAAAUUCUGGAGAUGUUUGACCAUGCCUAUAGUUACAUGAAAUAUGCCUAUCCAGCAGAUGAGCUGAUGCCGCUAAGCUGCAAAGGGAGAAUCAUGAGGAGAAAGCACAGACGACUCAGAAAAGAAACACCUUGCUUUUGUUUUGAUGCCUUGAAACAUCAAAUAAUGUUUCACAGCUCCCUGAAUCAAACAGACAGGUGGAAUAUCACAUGAAAAUGUGAGGGCGUCAACUUGGACAAUGAUGUGGUGGUGUCCGUGUUUGAGACCAACAUCAGGGUUUUAGGAGGGCUUUUGGGGGGACAUGUGAUGGCUGACCUGCUCAGGCAGCGUGGGGAGAGGAUGCAGUGGUAUCGUGAUGAACUCCUUCACAUGGCCGUCGAGCUGGGCCACCGACUGAUUCCUGCCUUCAACACCUCCAGUGGCCUUCCCUACCCUAAGGUGAAUCUGCGGUACGGCAUCUUGAACCCACUCUCACGCACCGGCACUGAAUCGGACACGUGCACAGCAUGUGCAGGGACCAUGAUCCUGGAGUUUGCCGCUCUCAGCAGGCUGUCGGGAGAGUCCGUGUUUGAGGAACAUGCUAGGAAGGCCCUGGAUGUCCUCUGGGAGAGGAGACAGAGAGGAAGUGACUUAGUUGGAACUGUGAUCAAUAUCCAUAAUGGAGAAUGGGUCAGGAAAGAUAGCGGUGUUGGCGCAGGAAUCGACUCGUACUACGAAUAUCUAAUGAAGGCCUACAUUCUUUUAGGAGAUGAUACAUUUUUGCAGAGGUUCAACAUUCACUACAGUGCCAUUAUGAAGUACAUCAGCCAGCCUCCUCUUCUGCUCAACGUGCACAUGCACAAUCCCACUGUGAGUGUUCGCAGCUGGAUGGAUUCGCUGCUCGCUUUCUUCCCUGGACUACAGGUUUUAACAGGAGAUCUGAAACCAGCCAUAGAGACUCAUGAGAUGCUAUACCAAGUCACAAAGCAGCACAAGUUUCUCCCAGAGGCUUUUACCACAGAGUUCAGAGUACAUUGGGGUCAACACCUGCUGAGACCAGAGUUUGCAGAAAGCACCUACUACCUCUAUAAGGCCACCGGUGACCCUUACUACCUCAGAGUGGGACAGUCCAUAGUGGAAAAACUCAAUGCCUUUGCCAGGGUGGCUUGUGGUUUUGCUGCUGUGCAGGACGUCCGCACUGGGACACAUGAAGACAGGAUGGACUCGUUCUUUCUGGCAGAGAUGUUCAAAUACCUCUACCUGCUGUUUUCGGAGAAGAGCCAGCUGCCGAUUAACAUAGACGACUACAUUUUCACCACAGAGGCCCACCUACUGCCCGUCUCUCUGUCCACGACUCAAGUCACCGUCCAGAGCAACGUUACGGAGAGUCCUGUUGCUCAUGAUGAGGAUCUAUUUACACACUCCUGCCCCAGCACAGAGACAUUGUUCCCCAACAACCCAUCGUUCGCCAAAACCAUUAGGGACGGCUACAAGUACCUGACCGGCGUGGGACGAGCCUUCACUCCUCUACCCAUCAGGGAAAUUGAGCUGCCGCUUCAUGACAGUGGCAUGGAACCAGUGGAGUUCUUGAAGAGCAUGGGCAUCUCUCUCACCCGUCUGAAUGACUUUACCCUUGGAGACUCUAUUGGCUCAAAGCAUCAUAAAGGAGUGUUCCGCGUCAAGCUUGUCGCAGAAGUGAGCCAGAUGAUAGAGGAGGAGCUGGUGGUGCCGCAUGCCGUUCAGCUCAUAUCUCCUCCGUUUCUGGGCAGGACGGUCCUCACUGCAGGACCCGCCAAGUUUGGGAUGGACCUGACCAAGCAGGAGCACGGGGUGAAAGGAACCAUAGUGAAAGUUUCCCCUUACACUGCCUGUGGGCCAAUAGAAAAUGCAGCAGAGGUUAAAGGCCGUAUUGCACUUGCAUUACGCGGUGACUGCAUGUUUGCAGCCAAGGCUCGUUGGCUGCAACAAGCUGGAGCCGGUGGAGUCAUCUUUAUAGAUCACCACGAAGGAAGUAACAGUGAGGAGACUCCCCUCUUCCAGAUGGUCGGAGACGGUGACUCUACCGAAGACAUCGCCUUACCUUUGGUGUUUCUGUUCAGCCGGGAGGGCGCCGUGCUCACCUCCGCCCUGGAGGAACAUCACAAUGUGGAUGUAUUGUUGCUGCCGAAGGAGAGGCAGCUGGGACAGGAUAAGUCAGAAUACCCUGGCGGCAUGAACAUAAAACUCCGCCUGAAAGAGGAGGGGGGGUCAGAGGACAGAGCAGCUACAGGAACCACACUGGAGCUGGUUUUGGAGGACGAAGAGGUUCUUCUUAAAGAGGCGGGCGAAGAAGAGCUUAGUGGAAAACAACAGUCACAGCACCAACAGCUCUGCACUCAAGGCAGAACUGGACCCUGUCCUACAGACUCUCCGCAAGCCCUGAACUCCAAACCCAAACCAGGCACAAACCCUUGACCGCUGUGAUUCCCUGAUGCUAGUGGCUAGUUGGUUUGUGAGCAGCAUGUGGCCCCUCUCUCUGCUCUGCAGGACAGCCUGCAUGUUUACAAUUAACAGGGAGGAUAUGAAUUUACUACUCCAUGUUUAUGACGCAGUCGGAUCAGAGGGAUUCUGCUCUCAGCCGGAACAUGAGCUGGUCUCCUGUCGUUGUAGCUACAAACAGCUUGUGGCUGCAAUGUCGUGUCCAGUAGAGCAGGAUUUAAAGUCGUCCUAACCUAGGGGGAAGCUUAGAAGAGGUAACAAAAUGUAUGCAAUUUGCUUUUAAUCUAGAUUGCACCUUUUUAACUUCUUCCAAAUACUGUUUUAGCAGUCUGUAAUGAUCUGUGGAGUCUUACUUGGCCAGUAGGUGGCGUCGGCUUCCACAACCUCUCAGUUGCACCAUGUGUAAGGUGGAUGAAGGAGACAAGUUUUGGUUCUUUUGGAAGGUAAAUUUUGUACUAGGUAGAAACUUCAGGGACUUGAUGAGUGAAUGCAGUAUGCACAAUUGACCAAUUUACUUUUUUAAUGUGCACAUUUGAGAGGGGUGUUUUACACUUCUUUUGGCUAAUUAAAGAGUUAGCAUUAGACUGUGUGAGUGCAGUUUAUUAAUUAGGCUAUAUUUAUAUAAAAUGCAUCUUGGUUGAAACCUCUAAACCUAAUCAUGCAAAUAACAAAUAAGAAGAGAAAAUUGUGAGUACUAUUUGAGAUUCAUUGUAGACGUUGGUUCUUAAUAUUGUAUUUGUACAAAUUUUAGAAAAACUCAUUUCAAAUUACUUUGUGAAAAAAGUGAAAAACACAUUCAAUCAUCGUCUUGCACUCUGGUGUGAUCAUAUCCGAUCAUUAGCUCUGAACUUAUUGUAUAUUCCAACUAUGUUUAAAUCCCAUGGUGAUACCUAACAUAAAACCAAAGUUAAACAUCUCCACACAGAGAAAAUGCUUUUCAACAUUUAGUUGUGAGUGUUUUCUUUUCAGGUGUGCAGCAAGAUUUCACUUCACGUUUGUCACGGUUGCAUAAGAAAUAGAAAGCUUUUCUCCCCAAGAAAUUUGAACGCUGUCCAGGAUGAGUUUUGGAUUUAUUUGCACCUGUUAGAAGUCCAGUUCACAUUGUGAAGUAUUUCACGGGCAUUAAUAUGUGCAAUGACUUUAAUUUUUUUUUUUCGUCAGUCACUUUCUGUUGCUGGUUUUUGUUCUCACUAGUCAUAAGUUGCACAUUUUCCACUUAUUGGUUUUUCUUUUGACCAGUGGACUAUUUUUCACACUCAAAACUGAUUUUAGAUUAGAAAUCCGAUGGGGUUUUAUAGGGCAAACAGACUUCUCUAAGAUUUAUUGCUAACUUGUAUUUUAUUUUAUUUUUUUACCUCAGGUCUGUGCAUAUUAUUUUUAAUGCAGAAUAAAAUGCCAAUAGAGGGCAAUCCAAGGACACCUUUUUGUUAUAUUUUAGCUAUUUUAUGUUAUUUAUUAUUAUUUCUCUGAUUAGCAACUGCAGCCUAAAAUGUGCCAAAAGAGCUGUAAUGAUCUCUACACAUUAUGUUUGAUUUCAGGUGCAAGCAGAGGAAGGCCUAGUAUGUUUUGCUCUUUAACUAAUAUUUCUGUAAUUGAGCCUUUGCCAUAAUUUUAUAUCCUUGGUGAAAUAUUUUAAGAGCAUCUGAAUGUUUUUGGACUUGACGAUUUGCUUCUAAUUGUUGAUUUCCGUAUCCAGAGAGUGACAUUUUACGUUGACCAAUCAAGAAAAUAUGAGACAUUCAUCCAGGUGAAUUUGAGAAUAAAGAUACUUGCAACUUC